GUAGUCAUAUGUGCAACUGUGUGCUUAUGACUCAACCUUUGGAUGUGUGAACAUUAUGUGGCAGGGAGGGGCUGUGUGGGAGCGCAAGUACAAUGAGGAGUAGAUAGCCGUGUCUGAACGAGUCUUGAGAUAGAUACUGCACCUACACGCGGCUCCACAUGUCCGCUGCUUCUCUCUUCUGCCACUGAUUUUUGUUUUUCCUCGUCUCUCCUGCACCACCAUGCAUCUCUUGUUUCUUGCAAGAAGAGCCGUAAUAUUGCACAGAGGUUUGACUGAGGCUGUAUAUUCCCAUCAAGUGGAUUUCUGAAAGAAGGUCGACUCAGUAUGAUGAACCAUCAUUCUUUCCCCGCACUUAACUGUGUCUUGCUCCUGUUGUGGGUGUCUGAUUGGAACAAGGUGACCUGUUCCCAUGGUGAGGGCAGGAAGAUUUGGCAACAGCCCAAACUGGACUCCUACAACAAAUACUUUCUUCAUGACACCUUCCCUUUAGGAUUCCUUUGGGGAUCGGGAACGUCUGCUUUCCAGACAGAGGGAGCUUGGGACAAGGAUGGGAAGGGCGUUUCCAUUUGGGACCAUUUCACCCAUUCUAAUAUCACUGAUGAUUUGGCAAAUGCCAACAUGGCGAGUGAUAGCUACACUCGCUGGGAAGAAGAUGUGGAAGCACUGGACUACCUGGGUGUCAAAUCAUAUUCCUUCUCUCUUUCCUGGCCCAGACUCUUUCCUAACGGGAAUGUCAGGGAUCAACCCAACAGAGCUGCAGUGGAGCAUUACAGCCGUCUCAUAAACACGCUUCUGGAAAAGAAAAUUGAGCCCAUUGUGACCCUUUAUUACUGGGACCUGCCACAGGUCCUGCAGGAGCGCUUUGGAGGAUGGAGAAAUGAUACACUGGUGGGACUGUUUAACGAGUAUGCUACCUUCUGUUUCCAUACAUUUGGAAGCCGUGUCAGAUAUUGGCUUACAAUGGAUAACCCGUAUCUAGUAGCUGUGCAGGGGUAUGGGACAGGUAUGCAUGCUCCUGGAGAAUCACUAGGUCUUUCAGGAUCUCUGACUGUAGCCCACAACUUGAUUAGAGCACAUGCCAAGGCUUGGCACACUUAUAACACCCACUUCCGCCCAUUCCAGAAGGGUGAGGUGUCCAUUGUUCUGGGUUCCCACUGGGUUGAGCCUCAAAGAGGCCACAUCAACACCAACAAUGUUGAGUUUUGCCAACAGUCAAUGGAAGCUGUGCUUGGGUGGUUUGCUAAUCCCAUUUUUGGGGAUGGAGAGUACCCACACUCUUUAAAAAACAGGCACGGCCCCCUUCUGCCCACUUUUACCUCUGAGGAGAAGCAGUGGAUUCAUAAGACAGCUGACUUUUUUGCUUUGUCCUUUGGUCCUAACAACCUUCGCUUGGGCCGGAACCUGCCCCUGUACGGGCAGACUGUGACCCCCGAGCUGAGGCGUGUUCUGGCCUGGGUUAAGUUGGAGUAUGGGGACAUGAGGGUGCUGGUGACUGAGGGAAGCUGGUUCUCUGAAGCCAGUGUGGGAAGAGAGGACACUGUGGCCAUCUACCUUAUGAAGCGGUUUAUCAACCAAGUCCUACAAGCUAUCAAGUUUGAAGAGGUGCAGGUAUUUGGCUACUCUGCAUGGUCAUUGGUGGAUGGAUAUGAAUGGAAUUAUGGCUAUACUGUUAGGCGUGGCCUUUUUUACAUCGAUUUUAGUCAACCCAACCGAACAAGGACUGCCAAAACAUCAGCUCAGUACUACAGGCGUGUUGUUGCUGACAAUGGUUUUCCCAGUGAUGACACUUCCAAAGAGGUCAGAGGCCGAUUUCCCUGUGAUUUUCAUUGGGGCAUUGCUGACUCCACCUUACAGGUACACUUCCAUCCUUUCUCACCGCAGUUUUCAGACCCCCAUUUAUACAGUUGGAACAUGACAGGAGAUGGAUCACUGCAUCCAAUCUCAGGAGUGAAACUCCGCACCAGAGGUGCCCAGUGCACGGACUACUUAGCUAUCCGUGGUCAUCUUCGUCUGUUUGCGUCUACUGGUGCAUCUCACUACCGCUUUGCCUUAAAUUGGUCUCUGAUUUUACCCCAGGGAGACAUCUCAAAUGUGAACACUGAUGCUCUGAGGUACUACUGCUGUAUCCUCACGGAACUGAAGAAGCUGGACCUGGAGGCAGUCGUUGUUCUCUACUACCCCACAUACAAAGCACCCAAUCUUGGCUUACCUGGGCCAUUGCAUUCCUCUGGGGGCUGGCUCAACUACAGCACAGUAGAAGCCUUUCAAAAAUAUGCAGCACUCUGCUACCAGAAGCUGGGCUUGUGGGUUCGAUACUGGAUCACAAUUAAUGAGCCCAACAGACUCAUUGAUGUUUAUUCCACUGGCAGUGAGCAGCAUCGGGCAGCUCAUUACCUUCUUCUGGCCCAUGCAAAAGCAUGGAGGUUGUAUGAGCGAGACCAUGCUACUCAGCAGAAGGCAUUAGUAUCACUCGCGCUGCAUGCUGAUUGGGCCGAACCUGCCAACCCAUUCCUAGAGUCACAUACAACAGCAGCCCAAAGAUUUCUUCUGUUUGAACUUGCUCGCUUCUUAAGUCCUUUGCUGGAGAGUAUAUAUGAAGACAGUGGUGACUACCCACAAGAAAUUAAAACAUAUCUGGCGGAGAGACCCCCCUCAGGACUUAACGAGUCCUCUCUUCCCACUUUUACUGAGAUGGAGCGGGAAGAGCUAAAAGGAGCGUUGAGUUUCAUAGCACUCAACCAUUUUACUACACAUUUAAUCUCUCCAUAUGAGCACACGCAGACCACUGUCCGGCAGAAACAACCCCCAGAUCACGACUGUCUGAUCCUCUCCGACCCAACCUGGCCCUCCUCCAGCCUCGGGCAGGCUCUUGUGCCCUGGGGCCUAAGGAAGAUCCUGAACUGGGUGAGCCAGAGAUAUGGAAGGACUCUACCGAUCAUUGUCACAGCCAGCGGGGUUGAUGACCUGGCUCCUUUGGAGGACAAAAUGAGGCAACACUACCUCAAGAAUUAUCUACAGCAAGCUCUAAAAGCACGUCAUUCAGAUUCAGUCAACCUGCAGGGCUUUUACCUGUGGAAACUACAAGAUCGACAUGGUCCACAGUUUGGCCUUUUCACCUCAAUCCACCACCAACUGAAGGCUAAAGCUUCUGUUGCCAUGUACAGAGACAUCAUUGCUCAUGGUGGUUUCCCUGAAGAUAACACAGUGCAGACCUGCAGGCUCAGUGAGCUCCAGGACCCCUGCACUCUAUGUGCAUGGAUCUCCAAGAACAAAGUACUGUUGGUGUUAGGAGGCUGUCUCGUUAUAACAGUUGUUACUCUGGCAUCAAUUGUCAUCAUCCUCAGCACCAAAAGGACCCAAACAAGGAGCACAGGGAAGUGGAGGAAGCACAAGUGAAGACGGGAAGGUGCACAAGUGUACUCGUGCAUAUCUGCUCUUAAGUAGCUGACAGGAUUCCACUCUGACAAACUUUGUGUUGACUGAAUGUUUGAAUCUAUUCUUACAGUAACGUUAAAAUCAGUUUUCCUGCAGCCACUGGUCUGGGAAGGCAUCAUCAUCAUCAUCAGUAUACUGUUAUAACUACUGUAGUUAUUUAAAUGUGACUUAUGUUAUAAUGUACAUAGAUCUAUAUAUAUUUUCGUGACAAGCAAAGAAUGUCUAUUUUACUUAAAAUUUCAAAGAAUUAUGUUUUACACUAAUGA
Messenger RNA from Thalassophryne amazonica, 3701 nucleotides. It is a transcript of the gene klb, whose product is annotated as klotho beta. The transcript has 6 exons. The coding region runs from base 325 to 3396 and encodes 1023 amino acids. Gene Ontology annotation, biological process: fibroblast growth factor receptor signaling pathway; carbohydrate metabolic process. Lineage: Eukaryota; Metazoa; Chordata; Actinopteri; Batrachoidiformes; Batrachoididae. Gene Ontology annotation, molecular function: fibroblast growth factor binding; hydrolase activity, hydrolyzing O-glycosyl compounds; fibroblast growth factor receptor binding. The record is from RefSeq and is a predicted model, not a curated record.